AUGUCCUGGGCCAAGAGAACACUCCCCUUGAAAAAUCCCACAUUCUUCAAGAAGGUCGAAGACAGUCAAUUAUGGCAUGAAGAGGUGGAGGCCACUGCUGGGCAACUGCACCCCUCAGAUCCUCGGUUCCCAUGGGGCUUCGUCCGUAACCACACCGAUACCUAUCUCAAGAAGAAGGGCAAACUUAGUCAGGAAGAUACAGAUAUAAGACUGACAAAACUGGUUCAAACACAUCGGACAAGAGAUAUCGCAGUAGCUGCUGUAGCACAUGCUAUGACAACGCAAAGCCUCAGCCUGUUGCUACUUGCUGAAACGAAUAUCGUAUAUGGAAGUUACUGGGGUCUCGACACAUGGCUACAGAGCUUGAUAGCCGCGAAUGAAGGCAACCCUGCCUCAACAACACGUUUAGAAGCACAAUGGGCACGUAUGCUUCUGCCUUAUUCCACUUUCGGCGCCAGCGCAGCCGGCCGCUACCUGAAGGGCGUGACGCGCGCCCUGAAGGAGUUCGAAACACGGAACAUGCAAGGUGUCCUUGGUAACUUCGCGGCGAUUCUACGCAGAGCCAUAAAGGAUUAUGCAGCCCAACUGGAAGGUCACCGAUUAACAUGUGACUGGGUCGCAGCUAAGCAAGCAGUAGACUGGAUGAAAACACUGGACGUAUCGUUGCCUCUUGAUUCAUCAGGCACGCUCAGCAUAGAAAUUAUCUUCGAUGAGCAAUUUCCGGCCUGGAGGAUGUGGGCUUCAUGGAGACCAGACGUCGAUCGCCUCACACGAUAUUCCAAGUUAAACAGCAGAUGGACGUCGACUGUCCUCGAUCUGUUGGCCUUGGAAGGGCCUGAUCUGGUUACUGGCGCCGAAAGGACAUUACGCCAUGGGUUGGUAGCGGACUAUAGCGAGCAACGCAGAUGGAUACACUAUCGUGGUCUGGUAAUCGAAGUUCCUGAGCUUACAAGAGUAUGCUUGGCCGCCGUGUUAGGAAGACUCUUGCGAGGCUUGGAUUCAGUUUCUACGUCAAUAUCCUAUGGUGAAAGCCUAUUCAACCUCUUCCGAUCUUUGACGACAGGACGAGCGAUCACCAAGAGCGAGCUAGAUCUUUUGGAUGCGUCCCUGGAAAUUGGCCAUAAAUCCAAAGACGAUUACUUUGCCGCUGUUCGUAGAAUAUGGUCUGAGAAGGAGCACAUUUGUGGAAUGCAUAUCAGCCCCCUUCAACGGCUUCUUGUUAUUCUCGAGGAACCUAAAGCGACAACUCUCCGCGAACUUUUCCUCCACGAUUGGUUCCUUCACGGCUUUGAGGAAUGCUUCCGCGAAUGCCAACUUGUCAUACGAGAGCAGGUCACCACCCCUGCUUGGCUACGUCUACUACUCGAGCUACAUGGAUUUUGUACUGCCGUUAAAGCAUCCACACACGUAUUUCCACAGCUGAGGCUUGAGUUCCAGACCAAGAUGCGAGAUUGGCCAAGUGACAAACGAAUGACUUCGAUCAAGGAGAUCUAUAUCGCAGCUCAGAAUUUGUGUUUAGAUGAAGUGCAGACAAGGAAUGCAUUCGUUUGGAUUGACCCUGACAUCACCACUGGGUCCAUCUUAUCAAGAUCCUAUUCAGAAGACAUCAAGGCGCGACACUCGAUAGAAGUAAUCAUCGAGAAACACUGUCUCGACCACCUACUGAAUAUGGACGCGACUUGCAAUAUUGUUGACGGAGCGUUGCGCGAUAUUUUGGAGGUCUGGGAGAACACUGUGGAAGGAGUGAAUGACAGUGACCGGCGCAUGCUCGCAAUCCUUGUUUCGAGAGAUAUAAGUCACUCUGUAGUACAUCGCUGCGAGUGCAUUUUUGAGCUUGCCGUAGAUCUCGGUCUAGGUCAACAAUCUACGUUUGUUGGGGACAUGUUACGUAUCGUUAAAGUGGCGGAGAAUGAUUCGCGGCAAGCCAUCAUUGCCUUGACGAACAUUCUGGCCAUCCGAAAAGGAUGCACGCAGUGUUGGAGAUCUCUCUUGUACAGAUGGCUGGAUCAAGACGAUAAGCUCGAAGCAAGGAACGGAACUGCCCUCGUUGAUUACUUGGCCCAAACGAUGGACACUAAAACUUGGCUCUCGUUCAUGCAAUCGCUCGAGACACUCUUCAAGGAUCUAGUCUUCUACGACACCGAAGAGCAUACAUUACCAUCUUUAUUGGACCCUCAGCUUCUUUCCUGGGUAUCGAAGGUGAACAAGUUUAGUCGUACUCUGAUGAUUCUUGAAGACUUGGGUGGUGAUUCCAUCGCAGUACGCUCAAUUCUUUCCUCAAGCAAAGAAUCACAGAGAACAGAGAAUCUCGCUAUACUCUCAUGUCUCCAAAGAGCUGAAGGUAGUCUAUCCGAGGCGAUCAUGCAGAGGAUCGUUAUAUGGUUAUCCGGCAAGAGGUCGGACGUGCACGAAGUCAAAGAAUGCUUGCACAAACUACUUGGCGCGGCUGACGACACCAUACUAGCUUGUCAAGAAAUUUUCGAUGCGAAAUUUGGCUUCUUAGAUAUACCCGGCCUUCCUACCCACGAACAAGCCGGUCUCAAUAGGAUUGUUGGGAGAGACUAUCACGUCUUUCCUAGAAGAAGAUACGACAUUCCAUUAGCAGUGGCUGAGGUCAUGGUCGCUGGCUGGAUCCAAGACGACGGCGUGAAACCGGAGAUGAAGACUAUCAUUGACUGCUUCGCUCGGUUGCUCAAUUUGGAGGUAUACAGUAAUGCAAUACCUGAAACGGAGCUUCUCAAAGCAACAGCAUUCUGGGAGGGCAUUGAAGCAGAAAUUAUGCGAGAAGCCGAUCGCCUCGAGGGUCUGAAGCGAGCACUCAAGAUGAAAGACCCUGUGGGUACCGCCCUAUUACUUGAGGAGUAUGACGUGCCUGACACUAGCUUCCUUGAAGAGGAAAUACUGGAACUGCCUGCUGGUAUUGUUGAUCUAGUCGAGCUGAUAGACGAUGACGAGGUCGAGAUGGGCUUCUCGCUCGCUUCGUACACUGAGCUACAACGAAGCGCCAUGGGCGUACCAAGCGCAGCAAAUAACUUACUCGUACGGUUGUAUCUCAACCGUUAUGGGAACACGCCGCCAAGAUUCUGUACACAUUACGACAGCGACGCUGAUCUUGAGACUAUGCAACAUAUCCCAUGGAUUUGCUAUGAGUCGUCUAUAGUGCCACACGAGCAUGUAUGCUUUUCACCGCAAAGUGUCUUCAUAUGGCAGCUUAACAGACUCAUUCUGAAGCACAUUAUCAGCCGGGAUGUAACGAUAGCAGGGUUUUAUUCCACCGUUUCAUGUACCAUCAGAGAAAUGGGCCGCGUGUGUGUCUGCUGUGGAGCAGACCAAAAAGCGAAGAAGGCGCAAUUACGAAGGUCGACGCCUUGCAGUCUUGUCGCAUGUGCGCAGCUAUGGUAUUCCCUCCCACUAGAGAUCCGCAUACCAGAAAUUCGGACGGACAUCUUCACCGUCGACAUGCUCUUAUCCUCUGUGUACAACGCAGCUUGUACCGGCUCCCUAAAAUUCCUCCCAGACUGCCCUAUACGUACAGCCAGCUCCAUCAAAGCAAUCCUCAACUCUCUCCCAAAGCUCUCUGUGAUCCGUGACGCAGUCCACAUCUCCAGAGUCCUUGAAAAGUACCAUGCCGACGCUGAAAAGCUCAUUUCAUGGGCCUGUACCCAUCAAUUUGUGCUCGCGAAUGCGAGUCCAAAGCUCGAAACAGCAUACCUGUCCCGCCUACCGAAACCCUCUUCGGAAACUACAGUACUCUUUCAUGGCACAUCACUCGACCGCCUCCCGGCAAUCCUUACCCAAGGCCUCGUCGUUUGCUCUGGCACAUCUUUGGAACGCACCGGCGCCGUAUACGGAAAAGGCAUCUACUUGGCGGAAGACCCUGCGACUUCGUUCAGUUACUCGACUAUCAACUCGAGCUGGCGUAACAGUGCGCUUUCCAAUAUGCGACUUAUGCUUGGAUGCGAGGUCGUUGGUAAGGGGAGGAGCGUGAGUCGUGGGAUUCAUGCAUUGGAAGAUGGACGUGAUGUUAUGGUGAGGUAUGUUUUCCUGUUUCCGCAUAAUUCCGUAGCACCUGUGGCGAAUCACAUUGUUACUGCUAUGGGGAGUGCAAUGGCGGCAUUGAGGACGGGCGUUGUAUAG
Molecule: messenger RNA, 4137 nt
Organism: Alternaria postmessia
Lineage: Eukaryota; Fungi; Ascomycota; Dothideomycetes; Pleosporales; Pleosporaceae
Exons: 4
Coding region: 1-4137 (1378 amino acids)
Molecular function (GO): NAD+ poly-ADP-ribosyltransferase activity
Source: RefSeq, a predicted model, not a curated record